AAUAUCAUUAGAAAUAUGGGACAAACUUGUAAACCCACUACCAUCAUUCCGUUGAUUUUAUUCUCUGCACCUCUCAAUUAUUCUUCUUCGUAUUUCGUGUUGGCUCUUCUUCUUCCAGUGAAGACACAGAUUGUACAAUAUUUGCUGUUUGCACUUGUUCUGCCCUAUAAACGGAAAGUACUAUUUGUGGUCAGCUUCAUGGAUUCUCCACAGUCUGUUGUAUCCCCAUUUAAGGAUUCCUCUGUUUUUGCCGACUCCGAGAAGCAAAGCAGUGAAUUUUUCAUCAAGAACCCUUCUGGACUAUCCGAGGGAAUUUCUGCUCGCAGAGAGGAGGCUGAUGCCCGCAACUUGGAGGACUUCAUUGGUGUUCUCGAUGUGUACGUACAUCAGGCUAGAGAUAUCCACAACAUCUGCAUUUACCAUAAGCAAGAUGUUUAUGCAAAACUUUGCCUUACUAGUGAUCCUGAAAAUGCAGUCUCCACUCAUAUCAUUAAUGGCGGUGGGCAAUCUCCGGUCUUCAAUGAGAAUCUAAGGCUCAAAGUUCGUACAAUAAAAUGCUCGGUUAAAUGUGAGAUAUGGAUGAUGAGCAGAGUGAGGAAUUAUUUGGAAGACCAACUGCUAGGAUUUGCGCUAGUCCCCCUUUCUGAAAUCCUUGCCAAAAAUGGAAAGCUAGAAAAAGAGUUCUCUCUUUCGUCAACCGAUCUCUAUCACUCCCCAGCAGGAUUUGUACAGUUGUCCGUUUCUUACAGUGGAACUUCACCUGAAGUGCUUGAAAUUCCUUCAUUGCCUGUAUCUGUGGACACUGAUGCAUCUCGGCCCCCAGAUAGCGAGACACCCGAGUCGUUGCUUAACGAGUUUGAUAAAAUUGAGUUCCCAGAUCCUAAGAUUGUAAAUGAAAAUAAUCUUAUGGUCUCUGAGUACUUUAAUAUACCAGGCACUAAUCUGGACUCUCAAAGCUCAGAUAGCUUUGUCUCUUCUGAUACUGAAAAUCAGCUCAGUCCAGAUGUAGAUGUCCAUAUGGAAAAUUUUCCAAGUGGAGUUGCUAAUUUCCACCAAUAUCCUAAGCGCGAUUCCCCUCCUAGCAGCGUAUCAACCAUCGACUCUCCAUCCGCUUUGCACCCUGCAACCUCUCAGUCCUCUGAUACCCAAGGAGCUUCAAAAUCUCCGGGGGAAGAAUAUGCUUCAGCUCCUAAAGCCAGUGGAGAUGCUGAGAGUAAGAUAUCGGAAACCAAGCCUAGCAGUGCAUUUCCAAAGCCAGUGGUUGCAGUGAACAUUGAGCCAGAGCAAAAGGUUGUGCAACAGGAUAUCGUGGAUAUGUACAUGAAAAGUAUGCAGCAAUUUACUGAGUCCUUGGCAAAGAUGAAGCUUCCAUUGGACAUGGAAACUAGGCCAACAACUUCUGGUAAUUCGAGUUCAGAUCAGACAUCGCAAACACCCAAGAGCACUGGCUCACGGGUGUUCUAUGGCAGCAGAGCUUUUUUCUGAGCUUUUGCGAAUGGUUCUCAGAUGACCUAUAGCGAUUAGGACCAAGUCUAAAAGGAUAAACGAACACUAAGGAUUUUAUGAAUGUGGUGUUUUAUCCAUUUUAUGAUUUUACCCCAUGGAUACUUGAAAUGCUCUGAACUAAUAGACUUGUGUCCGUUGAAGACUUGUUUUACUUCUGUACCUUGUUAAUUAGAACUUUGUGCUUAAUUUAUGCUCAGCAUUUCCCUUGAAAUAAUCUGAUUAUGUGCUGUGCUGUUUCAUCA
Nicotiana attenuata is the source of this 1748-nucleotide messenger RNA. RefSeq lists its product as uncharacterized. The coding region runs from base 16 to 1485 and encodes 489 amino acids. The transcript has 2 exons. The record is from RefSeq and is a predicted model, not a curated record. NCBI's taxonomy places the organism in Eukaryota, Viridiplantae, Streptophyta, Magnoliopsida, Solanales, Solanaceae.